Molecule: messenger RNA, 1346 nt
Organism: Pseudophryne corroboree (corroboree frog)
Lineage: Eukaryota; Metazoa; Chordata; Amphibia; Anura; Myobatrachidae
Gene: UCN3
Product: urocortin 3
Exons: 3
Coding region: 331-795 (154 amino acids)
Biological process (GO): digestion; hormone-mediated signaling pathway; adenylate cyclase-activating G protein-coupled receptor signaling pathway
Cellular component (GO): extracellular region
Molecular function (GO): hormone activity; corticotropin-releasing hormone receptor 2 binding
Source: RefSeq, a predicted model, not a curated record
CUUCAGUGAUGUACUGUUCCAGCUUAAUAAAUGUAAACGUCAAUUUACUUCCCUGGUGUCUGCCCUAUAUUCCGGAUUUGGGGUUCUCUGUUUCUCUGCCAUGCCAUGACAAGAAGACGACUAAGAAGAGCCUUCCAAGACCAGGAGAGGGGAGCGUUUCCAUAGAGAAAAUAUCAGAGCCCCUUCCAUAAGAGUGAGGAGGGGGAGAGUGAGAGAGAGGGGGGAGCAGACUUUCAAGUCGGAGGCAAGCUUCCUGAUGAUUUUCUUUAUCCUGAAAGGCAGAGAGAAAGGAGCGUCACUCAUCAGCACUGCCACAUUCAGGGUGGAAGUAUGCCUCACACUAGGCUCCUCCUGCUACUACUCAUAUUGUGCAUGGCCAGGUCCAGUGCUCACUACAACUUUUACAAAGCAGAGUCAAUUUUUAGUUGCUUGAAAGAAGCCCUUGAGGAGGUCAAGAGGAGAAGUUUAUUAGAAGAUAACUCAGUUCUCAAUAAGAGGGGCUAUGAUUUUGGACCAAGUGAUAACCAUUUUUCCCAAGAGGAAGAGGAGGAAGAUGAAGAAGAUGAAAAAGAGAAAAGGACAUUUCCACGUUACAGAUAUCUAUCACAGUCACAGGUGAAGGGCAAGGUUUAUCAAAACAAGGCAAAAAGUGACCGUCGGACCAAAUUCACCCUUUCAUUGGAUGUGCCAACUCACCUAAUGAGCAUCCUGUUCGACAUUGCGAAGGCUAAAAAUAUGAGAGCAAAAGCUGCAGCGAAUGCUCAACUUAUGGCCCAAAUUGGUAGGCGAAAGUAAGGCUGGCUAGGCCCUGCGUGGGUCAUAAAGGGGAUUAUGGAAAUUAGCACAAGACUUGUGUAAUUACAGUUCCUCCUAUCCCACACAUGGCCACAUCUUGGAACUUUUCUUUGUACAGUACACUGGUAUAUUAUGAGUCCUUCAAAGCUGCAUUUACUUCCUACAUCUCUUUUCCCAAGGGGUGAUAUGUCACCCUCCUUCCCAUUAUUUUUAAAUUUUAUUUUUAUAGUUAUUUUGUUUCUUUCUUCUCUUUCUUUCUUUCUUUCUUUCUUUCUUUCUUUCCUGUAUUUAUUAAGUCGUGGAUUUUCAAUGCUGCUAAAUCCGCCGCAUUAAAAAUCUGCCGAUUAAAUGAUAGAGCCCUAGGCCUCUGAAAUCUGUGUUUUAGCUUUAUCUGGUUCCUAUGGAUUUUAUCAUUUAUCUUGCUUUUUUCCCCUUUGUAGUUAGCCUUCCUUUACAUGGAAAUUUGAAUGCACAAAUUGAAAAUUAUUAAAAAAAAAGUUUGCAUCGCCCACUGUGAUGUUUUUUUUUAUUAAAACAAGGAAUUUUUGAAA